AUGUCCGAAGGCAGUCAGCAGCCUCCAAAUGGCAUCCCAGAGUCUCACCAUGCCGAGACCUACCACGUCCCAGACGCCUUCUUGAAGAAGCACCCAGGAAAGCCUCAUAUCGCCUCGCUCGACGAGUACAAAGACAUGUACAAGGAGUCGAUCACACAACCAGACAAGUUUUGGGGAAAGAUGGCCCGUGACCUCUUGACCUGGGAGCGCGAUUUCCACACUGUACACACUGGAUCUCUUGCUGGAGGUGACAACGCUUGGUUCUUGGAGGGCAGGCUCAACGCCUCAUACAACUGUGUGGACCGUCACGCAGCAAAGAACCCAGACAAGCCAGCCAUCAUCUACGAGGCCGACGAGAAGGGCGAGGGUCGCACAAUUCGCUACGGCGAGCUGCUCCGGGAAGUGUCCAAGCUUGCAUACGUUCUCAAGCAGAUGGGUGUGAAGAAGGGUGACACAGUCGCACUUUACAUGCCCAUGAUUCCAGAGGCCGUUAUUGCCUUCCUUGCCUGCACACGCAUUGGAGCAGUGCACUCUGUCGUUUUCGCUGGCUUCAGCUCAGACUCCCUCCGAGAUCGCAUCAUCGAUGCAGAGUCCAAGGUUGUCCUUACCACAGACGAGGGCAAGCGUGGUGGCAAGCUCAUUGGCACCAAGAAGAUCGUUGACGAGGCAUUGAAGCAGUGUCCCGAUGUCACUGGCUGCCUUGUAUACAAGCGAACUGGUGCUGAAGUACCAUGGACCAAGGGCAGAGACUUGUGGUGGCACGAGGAGACCGAGAAGUGGCCAGCAUACAUUGCACCAGAGAGCAUGAACUCUGAGGACCCACUCUUCCUUCUUUAUACAAGUGGUAGCACCGGCAAGCCCAAGGGUGUCAUGCACACAACCGCUGGAUACCUGCUCGGAGCAGCAGCUACCGGAAAGUACGUCUUCGACAUCCACGACUCUGACAGAUUCUUCUGCGGUGGAGACGUUGGUUGGAUCACUGGUCACACCUACGUGGUUUACGCUCCGUUGGUUCUCGGUGUUGCUACUGUCGUCUUCGAGGGAACGCCAGCAUACCCCGAUUUCAGCAGAUACUGGGAUGUUUGCGAGAAGCACGAGGUGACACAGUUCUACGUUGCACCAACUGCACUCAGACUCCUGAAGCGUGCUGGUAACGAGCACGUCAAGGCCCAGAUGAAGGCUCUCCGUGUUCUCGGCUCUGUCGGUGAGCCCAUUGCAGCAGAGGUUUGGAAGUGGUACCACGAGAUUGUCGGCAAGAAGGAGGCGCACAUUGUGGAUACCUACUGGCAAACCGAGACCGGCUCCCACGUCAUCACUCCAAUGAGUGGUGUGACCCCAACCAAACCUGGCUCCGCCUCCCUCCCUUUCUUCGGCAUCGAACCCGCCAUCAUCGACCCCGUCUCCGGCGAAGAGAUCCAAGGCAACGAUGUCGAGGGUGUCCUCGCCUUCAAGCAAGCCUGGCCUUCCAUGGCCCGCACUGUCUGGGGCGCCCACAAGAGAUACAUGGACACCUACCUAAACGUCUACAAGGGCUACUACUUCACCGGUGACGGCGCCGCACGAGACUACGAGGGCUACUACUGGAUCCGCGGCCGUGUCGACGACGUCGUCAACGUCUCCGGUCAUCGCUUGUCAACCGCUGAAAUCGAAGCCGCCCUGAUCGAGCACCCGUCCGUCGGCGAAGCCGCUGUCGUCGGUAUCAACGAUGAGCUGACCGGCCAAGCUGUCAACGCUUUCGUUUCCAUCAAGGACGGCCACGAGAUCAACGAUCAGCUGAAGAAGGACCUCGUCCUGCAGGUCAGGAAAUCUAUCGGCCCCUUCGCCGCUCCCAAGGCCAUCUUCCCAAUCCCCGAUCUGCCAAAGACACGAUCGGGCAAGAUAAUGAGGAGAAUUUUGAGGAAGAUCCUCGCGGGUGAGGAGGAUCAGCUUGGUGAUACGAGCACGUUGGCGGAUCCCUCGGUGGUUGACAAGAUCAUUGAGACUGUGCAUGAGUCGAAGGGGAAGAAGUGA
This is a messenger RNA of Fulvia fulva, 2010 nucleotides long. RefSeq names its product Acetyl-coenzyme A synthetase. The transcript has 3 exons. Bases 1 to 2010 code for a protein of 669 amino acids. Gene Ontology annotation, molecular function: acetyl-CoA synthetase activity; AMP binding. Lineage: Eukaryota; Fungi; Ascomycota; Dothideomycetes; Mycosphaerellales; Mycosphaerellaceae. The record is from RefSeq and is a predicted model, not a curated record. Gene Ontology annotation, cellular component: cytosol.